AUGAGAGUAACAGCCACGUUGUGGGCAUUUUCUGGGAAGUAUGCGGAAAAGUUCGUUCAAUAUGGUGCUUACUGCCCUACUCCUCUUUCACUGAAAAAACUAAUUUCUUUCGGACGGGUCGGGUCUGCCGCGAAAUCCGCUGCUUUUCUGCGUGAUGAACUGGCCGUUCGAAUAGCGAACAUAAUGCAAGAAAUCCACCUUUUACCAGAAGCACUUAUCAGAACCCCUUCGGCUUCAAUCGUGGAGCGUUGGUACGAACAAAGCUUCUGUCAUCUGGUUGAUUACGAAGGAAUGGAGUGGAACGAGAAAUCACUCGAAAAAUUCAACCAUACACUCGCAGAGAUACGUCAUCGACAUACCGCAACUGUUGAAACUAUGGCUCAAGGAGUAAUGGAGAUGGAGGCACAAAAUAAAGCAGAUCCCAUAACCAAUAAUCACAUCCAAUAUUUCUUGGACCGUUUCUUUAUGAUGCGAAUAAGCCUAAGGAUGCUACUCAAUCAACAU
Messenger RNA from Opisthorchis viverrini, 504 nucleotides. RefSeq lists its product as hypothetical. The transcript has 2 exons. Gene Ontology annotation, molecular function: pyruvate dehydrogenase (acetyl-transferring) kinase activity. Gene Ontology annotation, biological process: protein phosphorylation; regulation of glucose metabolic process. The annotation marks the transcript as partial. The record is from RefSeq and is a predicted model, not a curated record. Gene Ontology annotation, cellular component: mitochondrion. Lineage: Eukaryota; Metazoa; Platyhelminthes; Trematoda; Opisthorchiida; Opisthorchiidae.